Molecule: messenger RNA, 1950 nt
Organism: Bipolaris sorokiniana ND90Pr
Lineage: Eukaryota; Fungi; Ascomycota; Dothideomycetes; Pleosporales; Pleosporaceae
Exons: 2
Coding region: 1-1950 (649 amino acids)
Molecular function (GO): protein binding
Source: RefSeq, a predicted model, not a curated record
AUGGCCAGCACGCAAGCCCACCAUGACUGGACCGCGCCACACUUCAUCACGACAGAUGCCACAACGCCGCCCCAUAUCCACCCAGCCCCUGGCGACUGUCCUCACUCGCCCGAUGCCCUGGCCGCUGCAGUGACCCUGGCGACACUGUCCGACAACAGCCCGCCCACCAGUCAUGCUGACCAUGCCGACGACAACGACAACGACAACGACGACGACGACGAUGGUUAUGGCGGAGGGAUAUCGCUAGCAGACUACCAGCAGUUCAUGGAAGAUAUGCCCCCACCACACGGCGCCCUCGGGUCGGACGAAGAGCAGGGCCAGGACGAUGCCGCGGCCGAGGUGCACAUGCAAACAUUCCUAUCCCAGGUCCACCCUGCCUACAUCGCAUACCAUCCCUUUGAGAUAUUCGAUAUAUCCAGCACACCUCACAACACCUCCACCACCCACAUUCCCGCGCCACCGCUCUACAUGAGUCAUGUGUCCAGUGGCGACCCUGCACUUGAGCCACCGCCCACGCUCAACGAACCAUAUCUGAGCAUCCAGGACAAGGGCGCAUUCUGCCCCAUCACCUCCUACUUCCACCACUACUUCAACCCGGACAAGGCCAUCGUUCCCGGACUCGACCUCAUCCACGUUCCAAAUACAGUCACCCGAGACGACCUCAAAUGCGACCACUACGACUACCAAGGCAUCGACUGGGAGGUGCGCAAGACCACGCGCUCGGCCGUACGUGAGUCGCGAUUUGAAUUUGAGAGUGAGAAGCUGUCGCCUGGCUUGAAGCAAGUCCGAAAGAGCAUAGCUCCUACCCCAAACACAGAUGUCUUCUUCAACUUCACCAGAAUCAACACCACCCCCCGCGUCUUUGUUCCUCAUUUCCAGUUGCGGAACGUCCUGACAGCCACAUCCCGCAACGACAUCUACUAUGCCUAUGGCCACUGCGUCUACCGUACAGACGCCCAAGGGGCCCCUGCCGAUGCCGUCGUAAACCUUAGCAAGCGCAUAGCUCUUGAUGGCUCGGUGACCACCAUUGCUUCUCGAGACAACGUCCUGAUUGCUGGCGCCUUCGAGGGUGAGUAUGCAAUCACGGACCUCUCAUCUACCUACGGAUCACCAUGCACAUUUGGCCGCACCACAGAUUUUGUAACAGACACCAAAUCGCGCAUAGUCAACCACAUGCAUCUCUUUGAUUCACGGCGGACCUACUCUCCGCAGGCUGUCCUGUGUUCCAAUGACCAUCACCUCCGCAUUCUGGACUGCGCCACGAACACGUUUACCAACACAUUUGUCUACUCGGCAGCUGUCAACUGUUCAGCAACUUCGCCCAACGGACGGCUGCGAGUCGUUGUGGGGGAUUUCCAGGAAACUCUCAUCACCAACGCCGAGACAGGCGAAGCAUUUGAAACACUAAACACACAUGCAGACGACGCAUUUGCAUGUGCCUGGGCAGACGAUGGCGUCCACGUUGCAACGGCCGCCCAGGACUCCACCAUUGUUGUCUGGGACGCACGCUACUGGCGCGAGCCCCUCACCGUCAUGAAAAGCGAACUCGCUGUCCCACGCUCUCUGCACUUUUCGCCCCUGGGCUCUGGCCCCCGCGUGCUCGUCGCCGCCGAAGCAGACGACUACAUCAACAUCAUCAACGCGCAAACGUGGGAGUCGAAGCAGGUCUUUGACUUUUUCGGUCCCGUCGGCGGCGCAGCUUUUACCCCCGACGGCCAAUCCCUCUUCAUUGCCAACGGCGAGAAGCGCUUCGGCGGCAUCAUCGAGCUCGAGCGUGCGGGCUGGCCUGAUGGAUCCGCCAGGCGUAAUAGCCUUGAUCACGAAAUCUGGGACGACAUCGCUACCGAUUGGGCACAUGACGAUGUGCUGAGUCUGACCUGUGGCAAGGUUCAUGGCGGAGAUGUGGCGCGCCAACGACGAAAUGUCGAUUUGAGUCACGUUGUUGUUUGA